Monoraphidium neglectum is the source of this 414-nucleotide messenger RNA. Its product is annotated as E3 ubiquitin-protein ligase MARCH6. The transcript has 2 exons. The record is from RefSeq and is a predicted model, not a curated record. The annotation marks the transcript as partial. Gene Ontology annotation, molecular function: zinc ion binding. Gene Ontology annotation, cellular component: endoplasmic reticulum membrane. Lineage: Eukaryota; Viridiplantae; Chlorophyta; Chlorophyceae; Sphaeropleales; Selenastraceae.
AUGGCGCAGCCGCAGCAGCAGCGGCAGCAGCAGCAGCAGCAGCAGCAGCAGCAGCAGCAGCAGCAGCAGCAGCAGCAGCAGCAGCAGCACCUGCGCCACCUGCUGGACCUGUCCGACGACGAUGACGAAGACGGCGACGUCUGCCGCAUCUGCCGCAUGGGCUCGGCGCCCGCCAAUCAGCUGUACUGGCCCUGCAAGUGCAGCGGGUCCAUCAAGUUCGUCCACCAGCAGUGCCUGCUCGACUGGCUGCAGCACUCUGGGCGGCUGCAGGCGGGCGCAUUCUGCGAGGUGUGCAAGCACCCCUACAGCUUCACGCCGGUGUACGCGGAGGACGCUCCCAGCAGGCUGCCGUGGCACGAGCUGAUGUGGGGGCUGGUCGGCCGUGCGGCAAAGGGCGUGAGGCUCGCGCACAGG